AUGUGGCCUUCCGUUGCAAGAACACGUGAGGUGCGUUGCUGCGAUUUAAAAGGAGAUAAUGAGCUUGAAAAGGCAAGAAAUAACCAGCGUACUAGACGGCGCACAAGCACACAGACAUCACCUUUGGCCAGGCAAUUCCUGCUUCAAAGGAAUGACGAAAUCCUAGAAGAAGAGGUCCAACCAGGCUUCAUUUACGAGAUCUACGUACCACAAAAGCCUUCCUCCUAG
Molecule: messenger RNA, 228 nt
Organism: Lactuca virosa
Lineage: Eukaryota; Viridiplantae; Streptophyta; Magnoliopsida; Asterales; Asteraceae
Source: the annotation of a GenBank genome assembly